Molecule: messenger RNA, 347 nt
Organism: Staurois parvus
Lineage: Eukaryota; Metazoa; Chordata; Amphibia; Anura; Ranidae
Source: the annotation of a GenBank genome assembly
AAUAAGUCCAUCCAUGAAAUUUCCUUGCUACUAAAUAUUCCAUAAUCAACUGUUUGUGGUAUUAUAACAAAAUGGAAGCAACUGGGAACAACAGCAACUCAGCCACAAAGUGGUAGGCCACGCAAAAUGACAGAACGGGGUUAGCACAUGCUGAAGCACACAGUACGCAGAAGUCGCCAACUGUCUGCAGAGUCAAUAGCUAAAGACCUCCAAACUUCCUGUGGCCUUCAGAGAGUUUCAUGGAAUAGGUUUCCAUGGCCGAGCAGCUGCAUCCAAGCCAUAUACCACCAAGUGCAAUGCAAAGCGUCAGAUGCAAUGGUGUAAAGCACACCGCCACUGGACUCUAG